Messenger RNA from Ochotona curzoniae (black-lipped pika), 4921 nucleotides. It is a transcript of the gene ERCC6L, whose product is annotated as ERCC excision repair 6 like, spindle assembly checkpoint helicase. The record is from RefSeq and is a predicted model, not a curated record. Bases 62 to 3802 code for a protein of 1246 amino acids. NCBI's taxonomy places the organism in Eukaryota, Metazoa, Chordata, Mammalia, Lagomorpha, Ochotonidae. Gene Ontology annotation, molecular function: protein binding; ATP-dependent chromatin remodeler activity; DNA translocase activity. The transcript is spliced from 2 exons.
CGCGGGGCGGGAGCGCGCGAGAUUGAAGCGCCCGCCGAGAUACUUGAAACUCAACUCGGUCAUGGAGCCGUCCCGGGGCUUUGCGGAAGCCGAAGCUUUGAGCCCAGAGCAGACCGCCCGUUAUUUGAGAUAUGUGAAAGAGGCCAAAGAAGCAACUAAGAAUGGAGAUCUGGAAGAAGCACUUAAACUUUUCAACUUGGCAAAGGACAUUUUUCCCAACGAAAAGGUGAUGAGCAGAAUCCAAAAAAUACAAGAAGCGUUGGAGGAAUUGGCAGAAAAUGUAGAUGAUGAAUUUACAGAUGUGUGCAAUUCAGGUCUGCUGCUCUAUCGAGAACUGCACAACCAACUCUUUGAGCAUCAGAAGGAAGGCAUAGCUUUCCUCUAUAGCCUGUACAAGGAGGGAAGAAAAGGUGGUAUUUUGGCAGAUGAUAUGGGAUUAGGGAAGACUGUUCAGAUCAUUGCUUUCCUUUCUGGUAUGUUUGAUGCUUCACUUGUGAAUCAUGUGCUGCUGAUCAUGCCAACCAAUCUUAUUAGCACGUGGGUGAAAGAAUUUGUCAAGUGGACUCCUGGAAUGAGAAUCAAAACCUUUCAUGGUCAUAGCAAGGAUGAACGCACCAGAAAUCUCAACCGGAUUCAGCAAAGGAAUGGUGUCAUUAUCACCACAUAUCAAAUGUUAAUCAAUAAUUGGCAGCAGCUUUCAAGCUUUAAUGGGCAUGAGUUUAUGUGGGACUAUGUCAUCCUUGACGAAGCGCAUAAAAUAAAAACCUCAUCUACUAAGUCAGCAGUAUGUGCCCGCGCUAUCCCUGCAAGGAAUCGCCUCCUACUUACAGGAACACCCAUCCAGAAUAAUUUACAAGAACUGUGGGCCCUAUUUGAUUUUGCCUGUCAGGGUUCUCUGCUAGGAACACUGAAAACUUUCAAAAUGGAGUAUGAAACUCCUAUUACUAGAGCAAGAGAGAAAGAUGCCACCCCAGGGGAAAAGGCCUUAGGAUUUAAAAUAUCUGAAAACCUAAUGACAAUCAUAAAACCCUAUUUCCUGAGGAGGACAAAAGAAGAAGUACAGAAGAAAAAGUCAAGCAGUCCAGAGGUCAGACUCUGUGAAAAGAAUCCAGAUGUUGAUGCCAUUUGUGAAAUGCCUUCACUUUCCAGGAAAAAUGAUUUAAUUAUUUGGAUACGCCUUGUGCCUUUGCAAGAAGAAAUAUACAGGAAGUUUGUGUCUUUAGAUCAUAUCAAGGAGUUGUUAAUGGAGACACGCUCACCUUUGGCUGAGCUAGGUGUCCUAAAGAAGCUAUGUGAUCACCCUAGGUUGCUGUCUGCACGGGCUUGUCAUUUGCUAAAUCUGGGGACUAUAAGAUUUUCUGAUCAAGAUGAAAUUGAGGAGGAAGAGUCCUCAGGUAUGUACCCUAUUGAUCAAAUACCUGAUGAUGCAUUAAUGGAAGAAUCUGGAAAAAUGAUAUUCCUAAUGGACCUGCUGACAAGACUAAGAGAUGAAGGACAUCAAACUCUGGUGUUUUCCCAAUCGAGACAGAUUCUAAAUAUCAUUGAGCGCCUCCUAAAGAAUAGGCACUUUAAGCUAUUGCGAAUUGAUGGAACAGUCACUCAUCUUUUAGAAAGAGAAAAAAGAAUUAACUUAUUCCAGCAAAAUAAAGAUUAUUCUGUUUUUCUGCUUACUACUCAAAUAGGUGGUGUUGGGUUAACAUUAACUGCAGCAACUAGAGUGGUCAUUUUUGAUCCGAGCUGGAAUCCUGCAACUGAUGCUCAAGCUGUGGAUAGAGUUUACCGAAUUGGACAGAAAGAAAAUGUGGUGGUUUAUAGGCUGAUCACUUGUGGCACCGUAGAGGAAAAAAUAUACAGAAGGCAGGUUUUCAAAGACUCAUUGAUAAGACAAACUACAGGUGAUAAGAAGAACCCUUUCCGAUAUUUUACUAAACAAGAAUUGAGAGAGCUGUUUACGAUUGAGGAUCUUCAAAACUCUGUAACCCAGCUGCAGCUUCAGGCUCUGCAUGCUGCUCAGAGGAAAUCUGAUAAGAAUCUAGAUGAACAUAUUGCCUUCCUUCAUUCUUUGGGGAUAGCUGGCAUCUCAGACCAUGAUUUGAUGUAUACACAUGAUCUGUCUGUUAAAGAAGAGCUUGAUGUGAUAGAAGAAUCUCACUAUAUUCAACAGAGGGUUCAGAAAGCUCAAUUCCUUGUUGAAGCAGAGUCUCAAAAUCCAGCGGAAAGACAGACAACCGGAUACAAGGAGAGUUGGCAAAGAGCAGCAACUGUAUUUCCUUCUCAAACAAAGAAGAAACAGCCUAAAUUGAAUAAACCACACUCUCAGCCUUCACCUCUUAUUACUCAUUACACCCAGGAAGAAGAUAUCAGUUAUCAAAUGGCAAGUGUAACCAUUGAUGAUCUUCCUGAAGAGAGUGAGACAAAAAAUCUUUCCACUAUAAUGAUGAACAUUACUUCCCAGCAAGGUGGGAGGGAUCCACAUGAAAGUACAUUUAAUGCUGACUCUGUAACUACCGAGGGGUCUGGAAGUGUAGAAGAAAUUUGGACUGACUCUGUACUGGGAACAGUCAAGAGCUUUGCCACUGAAAAGGAGGCUCUACAGGAAGAGGCAUUACCAGAGGGGUCUAAGCAGGAGGCACUACCGGAAAACUCUCUGGGAAGUUCUGAUUUACUUGGCAGAGCUGAUCCUGGACCAAAUUUAGAUCUACUAAAAGAUGAGAUUUUACACCAUUGCAGUUCCUACUCUAUUAAUCCCAGAACACACGAAAAUCAAAAUACAGAAUCGAAUACAUCUGUUAUUGAAAUACAUGAUGAUUUGUCAGCAUCCCAUAGCGUACUGCAAGAUGCUCAAGCAAGUGUGGCCAAGUUGGAAGAGGAACCUUUAGCAUCUUCACUACAGUAUGCAUGUGAUUUCAAUCUUUUCUUGGAAGACUCUGUAGACAAUAGAGAAACUCCUGGUCAAUCUUUGGAACAUGUCGAGGAAGAGAAAAGUUUGUGUGGCUCUGCAGCUCAGUCCAGUGCGGAGUCUGUGCGUGGCAAAGAGUGUGUCACUUUGGAUUUUUCAGAGCAAGACAGUGAACCAGAAGAAGUUGCGGUUAAUGUUAAAAGCAGAAGUAAGGCUAGAAGAAUUUUUUCAGAUGAUGAAGAGGAUGAUUCAGUUAAAGGUACUUCAAGCCCAAGUCCAUUCAGCACAUCUCCCUUUCCAUUCUCAGCUGUUAAACAAUUUGAUGCUUCAACUCCGAAAAAUGACACAAGUCAGCUUGGAAGUUUAUUCUCACCUAAAAUACCUGGUAGUGAAGAUAAGUCUAAAAACUCUAGAAGGUCUCUGGCUUCUAGGAGGUCUCUUAUUAAUGUGGUCUUAGACCACGUGGAAGAUCUGGAGGAGAGACUUGAUAACAACAGUGAAGCAAAAAUGGCUGAAGAUGAUCCGGGAGAAGGAGCAGAGGAAAGCAGUGAUGAAGGCUCUGAGUAUAUAGAAGAGGAUCCUUCCGGAGAGAGAGAAACACUGUCUUCAGAAAGCAAGUCCAGUGGCUUAUCUGUGUCUAAGCCUGGUGCUUCAGCGCUGGAGCCCUCUCCUGCCGACCCUGAGCCUUUGUCAGCUGAACAGCUGAUUGCUUCUCCUCAGAAUGAGGCAGCUGAGGCUACAGAUGACUAUGAGACUCUUGUAAAGCGUGGAAAAGAACUUAAGGAGUGUGGAAAAAUACAGGAGGCCCUAAACUGCCUUGUUAAAGCACUUGACAUAAAAAGUGCAGAUCCUGAAGUCAUGCUUAUGACUUUAAGUUUGUAUAAGCAACUUAAUAACACCUGAGUUAGUAACCUGUUUAUUGUGUUUUAAAGCGAAACUGUAUAAGGGAAUUUUUUCAUGCCAUAAAUGUUAUCUUUGGGAGCAUGAAACAUCUAGACUUAAGAAAGAGCUCAAAAAGCAACUUAUGUCUCUACCCUCCCGUUUUUACUCCCUCUCACUUCCUGGAAUACAUAUAUCCUGGUAUUCUGAGCACUAUGUUAAUACUUCAUCAGUUGAAUAUUGUUAUAUUUUUCUUUCAGGAAUGCUGUAGAAAACUAACAGAAUUAUAGUUAAGUUUGGUUUUUAAUUAACACUUCAUAGAUGAAAUUUUCUAAGUUUUACCCCCAAAAUGAUCAACUUUGUGUAGUAUAGUUCAGAUAAGAAAAUUAAAAUAACUUUUCUCAAGUGUUUUCGUCAUUUACCUUCUUUCAUCGGAGAUGAUGGGAAAGCUGGAUUUAUUCCAAGUUCUAGCCUCUGUGUGGGAGAAUUCAAAGCCGAGACUCAAAGUUCAAGAAAGGGAACAGGAUUAUUUAGAUGUAGAAGAUACACGUUCAGAAGCAAAUGCAGGCAGUCUUGUUUGGCAAGAUGCACGUCAUGAGAAUUGCAUGCCAACCCAGUUUAGUUGCCCCCUUUAUUGGGUAGGGGAUAAUGGACAAAUUGAAUACUCAGGGUCAAGUGUGUGCAGGCUUCAGUGCUCAUGAUCAUUUCUGGGAAGGAUUUAUGGUGUCUACGUGGGCCUCGGUAUACUUCUGUUCCUUAGUUUAUGUUGGAGCUUGUCAUUAGUGUUAUGAAUUUAAGUUCCUUAUUGGCAUGCUAUUGUAUGCUUCCAGUUUAAUAUGGCACUAGGUUGGGUGCCUGGUGCUAGGGUUCUUUAUCAUUGUUAUUGCUAGCCUCUCUGGAGUCACUUUGCUGACUAUUUAGCAAAUCAUUUAAGAGUUCUCCUUUUCUAUAUUUGCAUAUGUUAUUUUGACAUAUGCCUGCUUAGUUAUAGACUGAAAGGGAGUUUCAUUCCCUCUCAGAAACAUGAAGUGCAGUAUAGCAGUCUCUACACUGUCACCAAAGAGACUGAGUUCUUCAAAAAGGUCAUCAAGAAAAAUGCUUAUAUAAAAAAAUGAUUGCACUGAAAUAAACUUUUAAUUCUGG